AUGACCGACCCGUCCCACCACUACAGCAACAACGACGCCUUUUACCUCUACGGCGACCGACCAGAAAAUUACAGCGACCGUGUGGCCCAGGAGAGAGAUCCUGUGGAAAGAGAAAUAGUCGAGCUGGACCGUGAGAUUUCCCACGAGGUGCGGAAAAAGUUCACCGAUCAAGCGAGGCAGAGGCAAGCAGCCCAUGAAAGGGACAAGGUCGAACAAGCUCGGGCUUCCAACCACAAGGCACCAAUCCCGUACUCCCCAGCUUCUUACACGCACACUUCCUACUACAGCUGGGUGUUCCACCACAUCGAGCGCGUUCUCUUCGCCUACAACAACGCUGUCCUCAGCCGUGUACGCAAACACUGCUCAGUAUGCUCAGACUUUGUAUUCACAAAACUCUUAAUAACCCCCCUGCAGGCUACCCAGCAACGACGCAGGCAGCCAACGCUCAGGCCUAUUACCCACAACGAUACGGGAGCCAGCAACUGGGACAGGGGCAGGGGCAUCAGUCAUAUCAAAGUCAGUCCCAGUACAAAGGCUGCCGAAUAUCUCUAG
Molecule: messenger RNA, 552 nt
Organism: Podospora pseudocomata
Lineage: Eukaryota; Fungi; Ascomycota; Sordariomycetes; Sordariales; Podosporaceae
Exons: 2
Coding region: 1-552 (183 amino acids)
Source: RefSeq, a predicted model, not a curated record